AUGUCGGCCAAGAGCGUACUAAUCCUAGGCGGGAACGGCAAGAUCUCAAAAUUCCUCACUCCCAUCCUGCUAAAUAAGGGAUGGAGUGUCACGAGCGUCAUCAGGAGUGAGGAUCAAGUGGCAGGCAUAAAGGCACUUGCGCCAUCAUCAGCCAGCCAGCGCCUCAAGGUCCUCGUCCACAGCGUCGAGGAUGUGAAGAGUGAGAACGAUGCCAAGUCAGUACUGCAGGAGACAAAGCCGGACUACGUCGUGUGGUCGGCUGGUGCUGGCGGGAAAGGACCUGCAUCGCGAACAUUUAGUGUGGAUCGAGAUGCAGCCAUCUACUUUAUCAAGGCAUGCGCCGCAUCAUCCACAGUCAAGCGUUUCCUGAUGGUCUCAUACCUCGGCUCGCGCCGCGGCAAGCCCUCGUGGUGGGACGACGAAUCGUGGGCUGCCAUGCAAAAGGUCAACACCGAGGUGCUGCCCAAGUACUACGAGGCCAAGAUUGCCGCCGACGAGGUGCUGUACCGAGAGUCGCGCGCCCGCGGACGGGACUUUGUCGGCAUCAACCUGCGGCCGGCUACGCUCAGCGACGAGCCGGCGGGCAAGGUCGAACUGGGAAAGACUAGCAAGGCUACCGGCAACGUGAGCCGGGCCAGCGUGGCCGAGGUGGCGGCGGAGCUGCUGGCGCUGGAGGACGACGCGAUUGGUAACUGCUGGAUUGAUUUGAUGGAUGGACAGGACGAGGUUGCUGCUGCCGUGAGGAGGGUCGCCAAUGAAAAGGUCGAUUGCGCCGAGGAAGAGCCUGUGUUUGAAGAGAAGUAG
This is a messenger RNA of Pyricularia grisea, 804 nucleotides long. RefSeq lists its product as uncharacterized. The record is from RefSeq and is a predicted model, not a curated record. The transcript has 3 exons. The coding region runs from base 1 to 804 and encodes 267 amino acids. Lineage: Eukaryota; Fungi; Ascomycota; Sordariomycetes; Magnaporthales; Pyriculariaceae.